Ixodes scapularis (black-legged tick) is the source of this 7267-nucleotide messenger RNA. Its product is annotated as zinc finger SWIM domain-containing protein 5. The record is from RefSeq and is a predicted model, not a curated record. The transcript is spliced from 15 exons. Gene Ontology annotation, cellular component: Cul2-RING ubiquitin ligase complex. Gene Ontology annotation, molecular function: zinc ion binding. Lineage: Eukaryota; Metazoa; Arthropoda; Arachnida; Ixodida; Ixodidae. The coding region runs from base 8 to 3874 and encodes 1288 amino acids.
UUCAAACAUGGCGGCGGCGGUCCGGCCGUCCUGUUCUUUUGUGGCCGCUAGUUGCCUGCAAAAGGGGGACCGGCUACGAAAUUUCGACCCAAAACUGUUCGGGCAUCGUCGGCCCGAAAGCCUCUUGGACAUCUGCGCCAAAGUGGUCGCCCAGCACAUCCCGUUCCAGCGAAUCGAGGAGCGUUACAACAGGAUACCUGAGCCAGUGCAACGGAGGAUAAUUUUUUGGUCCUUCCCACGGAACGAACGGGAUAUUUGCAUGUACUCGUCGUUAUCAAGUGACUCCAACAGUUGUGGUGACUACCAGAAACUUCCCUUCUACCGCGGUCUCAAGCUCUACGAGGCUGGAUGCGUCGAUAAUGUGUUGCAAGUCGGUUUUCAUCUAAGUGGCAGUGUCACGCCCAGCGCCCCGGGCACUGGUUACCCCGCCGAGCCCGAGAGAAAAUUUCGGAUCUCAAUCAGCUUCGACAGGUGCAAGAUAACGUCGGUGACAUGCACGUGCGACACCCACGACAUCUUCUGGUGCCAGCACGUGGUGGCGCUAGCCAUCUACCGAAUCCGCAAUGCCGACAGCGUUCGGCUCAGGGUGCCCAUCUCAGAGACAUUGCUCCAGCUGGACCGAGAGCAGUUGCAGAAGCUCCUGCAGUACCUGAUUUCAGAGCACCACACGGAGGUGCUCCCCACAGCGCAGCGGCUCGCAGACGAAAUCCUCCAGUCACGGUCGCUCAUCAACCGCAUCGCAGGUGCUCCGGAUCCGACAGCCGGUGCGUCGGCGGAGGAAGACCACAGCUGGCACCUCGACGAAGAACAAGUGAGCGAGCAGGUUCGUGCCUUCCUCUCCCAGGGAGGCUACUACAUGGUCAGCAAGCAGCUCAAUGCACUCUUCUCAAAGGUGAAGGAGAUGCUCAGGGCGGGUGAUUCCAACGGUGCGCGAAUGUUGCGACUUAUCACGGAACAGUUCCUGGCCGAUCCCCGGCUGGUGAUCUGGCGAGCUCAGGGCACGCCCAUGUCAGACAAGUGCCGGCAACUCUGGGACCAGUUGGGUACGCUGUGGGUGUGUGUGGUAUUGAACCCUCACUGCACGAGCAGCGAGAAGCAGCAGUGGCGUCAGCUUUUGGAGCGCUGGUCGUGCAUGCACAUCUGUCCGCUGGAGGAUGCGGACUUCCGACCCAGCGCAUCUGGACGCCGGCCCCUCGUGGUGGACGAUGACACCUCAGACUCCUCUGAAGACGAGGCCGGAGGAGGGCAUGGCGAGGUUCGUGGUGCGGGGGGCCACCACCAUAACCACCACCACCACCACCACCAUCACCGGGGUGGCACCGGAGGCAGUGGCCAUCACCACGCACAGCCGUCUCACCACAGGGGUCGAGGGUCGCGAAGGAACUCCGCCAACACCGCCGCCGGACCGCCCCGCUCUAUCUUCCAGCGUGCCCUCGAAGCCUGGCUGCUCUCGUGGGAUGACCCCCACCUGCGCUUCAUCCUCGCCCACGACGCGUGCUCCGAGUCCUCAUCUGUUUUUCCCUCCUACUCUUCCUCCUCCCCACCUUCCUCUUCCUCCUCUUCGUCAUCAUCGUCGUCGUUGUCAUCAUCGCCUUCGUCAAGCGGAGCAGGACACUUCAACUCACAAGGCUAUCCCCUCUGGCAGGAGCCGAUCCCGAUGGCGUGCUCGCGGGUGGAGGCCCUCCGGUCGCAUGGCUACCAGCAGGAGGCCCUGCGGCUGGCGGUGGCGGUGGUGCGCACGAUGAAGCGGCAGCAGCGGGAGUGGCAGUGCCGCUGGCAGGCCGAGCAGGAGCGCCUGGGACUCUCCUCCAGGGACCACCACCGGAGCCGCUCCGGCGCUUCUGGCUCGGGCCUGUCGAGCCACACGUCCCAUUCCAACACAGAAGGCUGGGUCGGCCACCCCCUCAAUCCCAUAGGCUCCCUCUUCGACACACUAGCAGAGGCCUCCCUCGUGCCGGACAGCAAGCACCUAGAGUACUUCUACGAAUCUUUGCCGGGACCAAGCGCCGAGGAAGCGAGCGGAAACGGAAACGGCGCCGGGGGAAACGCCGGCGGAAACAACGGCGGAACCAACAACAACAGCACGAACAACAACAACAACAAUGCGGCGCCCACCUCCAACUCCCACCAUCCCCACGCCCCCCACAACAACAACAAUAGCAACAAUAACAACAACGGAGGCAGCAGUUCCUCGUCGUCGUCCUCGUCCCAGUCCUCGCAACCGCGCGAGCGCCCGCGUUACCGCCACGUGGGCGUGCCGGGAAGCCGCGACCGCAGCGAGUCGCUGCUCUCGCUGGCCGUGGAGGCGGCCUUGGUGGGGCUGGGGCAGCAGCGGGCGAUGCCGGUGGGGCUGUACGCCCAGGAGAAGGCGUGCCGGCAGGAGGAGCGGCUCAUCGCCCGGCUGCGCGACGUGGAUGCGGACGGGCUGCUCGUCGGGGUGCUGCGGAAGCAGGCCAUGCUGCUGCUGGAGGGCGGUCCCUACUCGGGGCUGGGCUGCGGGGCCCACCCGGAGAGCGUGCCCAUGCACACGUUCGCCCGGUACCUGUUUGGGGCCCUGCUGCCGUACGACGCGGACCUGGCGUACAGCGUGGGGCUCAGGGCGAUGCGGCUGCCCAUCCUGGAGAACCAGGAGGAGCCCGACGACCCCGGGACCGGGGUGAACGCGCCGGCGGCCAGCCGCUACCCUCGGUGGUUCACCCUGGGCCACGUCGAGGUGCAGCAGUGCGCCCUCGCCUCCACCAUGCUGUCGGCCGCCAAGGACGAUGUGAUGCGUCUGCGCACGGUGAUGAAGUCGUCGCAGCGCAACAUCCACAGCUCGUCGCAGCUGUUCAAGCUGGCCCAGGAUGCCUUCCGCAUUGCCGUGCCUCAGGACGGAGGUCCCAGGCAUCUGGCCCUGCUCAACGUUGCCUUUGAGCUGGGCCUGCAGGUUAUGCGGGUGACCCUGUCGUCCUUGAACUGGCGACGUCGGGAGAUGGUGCGCUGGCUGGUGACUUGCGCCACGGAGAUUGGCCUUGAGGCCCUCGUAUCCAUCAUGCAGAAGUGGUACCAGUUCUUCACACCCACCGAGGCCACCGGUCCUGUGGCAACGACCAUCAUGUCGCAUGCCACAAUCCUUCGCCUGGGACUGGACUUCGGCCAGCAGGAGGAGCUGUCGUCGUGCGCCCGUACCCUGGCCCUCCAGUGCGCCUCCAAGGACCCCCCCAACUGUGCCCUCAACGCCCUCACCCUCUGCGAGGGGGACGCGUACGCCUUCGAGACCGCCCACCAGAUCGUGGUGGAUGCCGCCGGCUCGGGCGUCAUGACCUCCUCUCAGCUCUUCACGGUUGCCCGCUACAUGGAGCACCGGGGCUACGCCCACCGCGCCUACAAGCUGGCCGUGCUCGCCACGCGGGGCGUGCAGCUGGCCUACAACCAGGACGCCCAUCCCGCCAUCAACGACAUCCACUGGGCGUGCGCACUGGCCCACUCGCUGGGGCGCUCCGAGCUCGCCAGCUUGGUCCCCCUCCUUGUGAAGCACGUGCAGUGCGCCACAGUGCUCUCAGACAUCCUCCGGCGGUGCUCGAUGGCGGCGCCGGGAAUGGCGACGCUGGACGCCAAGCGGCGCUGCGUGCGGGCGCUCUCGCUGGACAAGCCGCCCCUGCGGCCGCUGCUGGAGGCGGCCAUUGCAGCGUACGUGAACACGACGCACUCGCGGCUGGCCCACAUCUCGCCGCGCCACUACGGCGACUUCAUCGAGUUCCUCAGUAAGGCCAGAGACACUUUCCUGCUGGCGCAGGACGGGCACGUGCAGUUUGCGCAGCUGGUGGACAACAUGAAGGCGGCCUACAAGGGGAAGAAGAAGCUCAUGUAUCUAGUCAAGGAGCGCUUCGGCUGAGUCGGGCUCACGCAGUGCGACUCGCGUGAGCUCUCUCUCUCUCGGCCGCGGCGUCGCCGCAACCGCGGGCCGGCGAGAGACUCGGUGUCGGCUCGUUUAUUUUGGGUUCCGGUUUUUGUUCGGAAAGAGGGCCGCACUUGCCGAGUCGACGGCGUUUUUUCGUUGUUCUUGUUAUCGUUUUUAGCCCCGCCCCCGACUGUGUGUCGAGGCUGCCCCCGACAAAUGCGUUUGCGACCGAUCGCCGAGGGGUUGGGUUUAGUUUCGAGGGAGAAACCUGCACCUUGGAAGCCGACUCUUUCUCGCGGCCCGCGGACCGAUCCGGCUUCGUUCGAGGCUCGUGCAGUUCCCGUUUUGUCGGUGUUUUAUGACUAAGUGCCUUUCUGGCCGUCGUUCUUGUUUGACAAAUACUUUUCUUUUAACUUUGCGUUUUUUCUUUGGGGGGGCAUUUGUUAGUUUUUAAACACGAAUUUCAUCCACCAAAUCUUUACCUGUUGGUUCUGAAAUUCGGCAGAAGAGCCUUCGGAGCUUUUCCGACAGUUUACUUUCUAAAAUAGCGGACUGUGGCUUUACGAGGCAGUUUGCCCGUUGCCGCGUCGUCACUUUCUCACAACGGGCUUUUAAUAACGACUGCCGUCGAGGUCAAAGCGGUAGGACUUUUUUAAAAAUUUUUAAUCAUCUCUCGCUCGCGUUGUCGGUUUACUUGUUUUGUCUGUUUUGUUUUGGGUGGGUGGGACUGUUUUUGCGUCGCAUCAGACGCGUAGUCUUUACUUCCGCAGCGGCAUUUUCCACGCCCCCUCAGUCGCGAGGUGGCGGGGCACGGGCGCCCGACGACGGAUCCCAGGGUUUUUUUCCCCGCGGGGACUGCGCGUCUGCGUUCCCGAGAGAAAACUGCCUGCCCUGGGGCGGUCGUGGCUAGCCUUUUUAACGAGUCUCUCGCCAGUCGAAAAAGACAAGAAAAAAAAAAAGAGAAAGAAAAAAAAAAAAAAGCAACAAAUGUGUGGGCAACAGGUGCAAAUAUUAGUUUUUUUCUCACUUUUUUUUUAGGCUACAUUUGGUGUGUACAUAGGUCCCGUGAUAUUCCAAAGUUGCGCGCCUCGGCGGGCUACGAAACAAAGCGCCGGCGGGCGAUGGCAGAACGUAGGGAACACCAGUCUUUGGGGUUGAGUGUCCAGAUUAUUGCAUCAAGCAGCGCCGGUCAUCAGAUGUGGCUUGCUCUAAUCACGUGAAGCACGAUUUGAUGUUCUGGGGCACCUCUGUGGUUGGGUAAGGCGGGGAAAAAAAGGACAAUUGCUUCUCUCUAUGGUAUGUCUCAAGGGUGCCCUAAAUGCAUAGCAUUUAUAGAUCCUAUGCCACGUGGGCGUCGCCUGAUAUUGUGGCUCAUGUGAUGCUAUACGUCACAGUUUCAUCUGACAUCACAUUGGCUCACGUAACAUUAGUGUCGUGCGACGUCCUGUCACGUGGUGUCACCUGAAAUCACUGGGCCAUGCGAGGUAUGCCGGAUCACUCAACGGACACGGUGUCAGAGUGUUGCACGAGAUUGUGUCUCAUGAAGGUUGCGUCAUGUGACGUAGUGUCACAUAAUGACCGUCAUCUGAACGUCUCGACGUCAUUAGCGUGACGUGGCAUCGAGGCUACACGCCGUGCACACGAAAGCUCCAAGAUCUGGCCCUAUCAAUUCUAUGCAUUUGAAAGCCGAAACGGUGGUGCGACCUAUCGUGAUUUUCAGCUAGCGUUUUUUUCAAAGCCUAGUCAGCGAACUCUCCAACUUCCCUGCACGACGGUUUCGAUCGGAUCGUUUUGCUCUCGUUUAGGAGUGUGCCUAGGUCGGUGGUUAGUCUUAGAGACAUCGUGGUAGCUUGAGCGAAGCAUGGUGUCUUCGACAAGCCCAGGAUUUUUCUCAUUGAAAGCAAGGAGUUUAUAACUUUUGGGUGAGAUUGUUAGAAUGAUUUGCCUUCUAAAAGAAAACAAAAAGCUCCACAAAGAGAGAAAGGUCGUCGUUUUAGUGUGGUAUGAGAUUUUCAUAAGUGCUUGCCUUCCGAAAGAAAGCAAAAAGAAAAGACUAACAUAGUAUGCGUUCCCUCACAACGUCUCGCCUCGCCCGUCCGCGCCAGCCCCGCCUUUUUUCCGAGUCUCCUGGACGAUCUCGUCGGCUAACAUAUCCUAGCUGAUUUUUGUACAUUUUGUGCAGUUUAUUCUCGUUUCUGGUGUGCAUGUCUGCUUGUGUGCAUCGAGUGUGCGUGCAACUCUGUAGCUAUUUUUCUCAACAAACGGAAGAAUGAACUAUGUGCCGCCGCACAGUUUUUUUUUUUUUUUUCUUUUUUUGUGGAUGCGAUUGCGCUCUGGUGAUUAAUACUACUUAGCCAAGUUUUGGGGGCGGGAAGGACCGCCGAACACGUUUUUAAGCGCUAAACGCCGCGAGUAUACGAGAGUGUCGAAUUCUAAUUUUUUAAGUGGGGGGGGGGGGGGGAGGGUGACACGCUUGGCGUAUCGAGAUGAUGUGUAAUACUUGUUUUGUUAUUUAUUUGUGUAUUUGUUGACUUCAUAUUUUUUGUUUUCUUUUUCGUCAGAGUUGUUUACGUCUUUUCUUUCCGUGUUAUGUCUUUGGUCUUCCCCUUGUGUUAAAGGCCGACGUUUCACGCCGGCGCGCUGUCGUCGACGCGCGAGUUUCAAUGCAUCCUUUACAACGCCGGCCUUGUUUUUGUCAAAGUGUCGCGCCUUGCAGUUGUUGGAGGUGUCAACGACCCGCCUUCUAAGCACUUUCUUUCCUCGCUAACCCCCCCCACUGACGGGCGGUAAAAAUUUCUCGCUUCAAACGACCGAGCUCAACAGUCCCUUCUGUUUUACUGCCUCGCUUCCGCGCACCGAGUUUUUUCUGAGAAGCCGAAGGAAGGAGAAGGGUUGGGGUUGCAUUUGACAUCGGGGUUUGUCGUUUUUUGCCGCCUACCUCAUACCAUGAGCUAUGCCAAAGAUUGACUGGAGAUCGAGCUUCCAUUUCGAAUGCCUUUUCUCAGUUUCAGUUUGUCGAAGGAUCUCAGAUGACCCCGAUAAAAAAGGCAAGCAAACCCGUCGCUCCAUGCAAUUGAUGGGCCAACGUGUUGCGGUGUUGUGCGUCGGACUCGGAAUUUGGGCUGUUCUCUUGUUGUGGACUUGUAACUGUUUUUUUUUUGUUUUUUUUUGUGUUUCCCAUAUUCCACUUUGCAUCAUUCCGUUUAGAGAAACAAUUUUCGUUCAAAGUGAGAGGGCUCCCAACGUCAGUUCAAUCUACCUCUUAAAAAGUCUGCGCGAAUGUGUGGUUGUGACUUUUGACUGCGGGCCUUUUCCUUUAGCCAUCACCCAAGCGAGUUGGAGUGGAGCAGUAUUAUGAGUGCAGUAACGUCGAUUGGGGGGGGGGGG